AACUUUGCCAUUACUUAGUUUGUGCAACUUCUCUUUGAGUCUUUCCCUCUUCAACACAGAGAGAGAGAGAGAGAGUGGACUCAAAAAUUCACCAAGUCCUUGCUUGCCUUGAAAAGACCACAACCCUUUUUCCCUAUCCCACCCCAUUACUUGACAACCCAAAAUCUAGAAUUCCAAACUUGGGGUGGUAGUGAGGUUACUUAUUAGAGCAAAGCAGUGUGUUGGGUUGUUGGGAAAUGAGGGAUGUUUUCGUGGCUGGCAAGGAUUGCGUGGACGUGUUGGAAGCCGGUGAGGAGAUAUGCCCGUAUGAGUAAAGAUGAUAUUCUUGAUGACUCCUCCAUUGAAGACCCUCUCGUUUGGUGCAGACCCCUUGACAAGCACGCCUACGGUGAAUUCUCCUUCGCUGUCGUUCAGGCCAAUGAGGUUCUCGAGGACCAGAGCCAAGUCGAGACCGGAAGGGAUGCCACUUUUGUUGGAGUUUAUGAUGGACAUGGCGGACCUGAUGCCUCCAGAUUCAUUUCUGACCAUCUCUUUGUCAAUCUUAUGAGACAUGCUCGAGAAAAGACAACCAUAUCUGAAGAUAUCCUUAGAAGUGCCUUUUCUGCUACCGAGGAUGGGUUCCUUACUCUUGUGCGUAGGACUUGUGGAAUAAAACCAGUGAUUGCAGCAGAAGGUUCUUGUUGUCUGGUUGGAGUUAUCUGGAGUGGGACUUUGUAUGUUGCUAAUCUAGGUGACUCGAGAGCUGUAAUUGGUUCUUUAGGUAGAUCAAAUAAGAUAGUUGCCGAACAGCUGAAUAGGGAACACAAUGCAAGUAUGGAGGAGGUUAGACAAGAGCUCAGGUCAUUGCAUCCGAAUGAUUCACACAUUGUAGUUAUGAAGCAGGGAGUUUGGCGUAUCAAAGGCAUCAUACAGGUGUCUAGAUCUAUUGGCGAUGCUUACUUGAAGAGGCCAGAAUUUUCUCUUGAUCCUUCAUUUCCGAGAUUCCAACUUUCUGAACCCCUCGGGCGGCCUGUGCUGUCAGCAGAACCAUCUGUAUGUACUAGAGUUCUACGACCUGAAGAUAGAUUUAUAAUAUUUGCAUCAGACGGUCUUUGGGAACACAUGACUAAUCAGGAAGCUGUGGAAAUUGUGCAUAAUAAUCCUCGACAAGGAAUUGCAAAGAGACUUCUGAAAGUAUGUCUUGGUGAGGCAGGUAGAAAAAGGGAUAUGACAUAUGACGACCUUAAGAAGGUUGAAAAGGGUGUCAGGAGGUACUUCCAUGAUGAUAUUACGAUUGUUGUCAUUUUUAUAGAUCAUGAUUUACUGGGGAAAACGCAACCUUUACCCGAGCUAUCAGUAAGAGGGUUCAUUGACACGGUUGGACCAUCAAGUUUUAGCAUCUUCAAGGAUUGAUACAAAUGUGAAGUCUGGUUCGUAGAGUAAACAACACCCUGUAACUUUAUAGCCUAGGUCUUGUUUUAGAAGACCAGGCUCAUCAAGGCUCAUCAAGUUUUUUUUUUUUUUCUUUAUUCAACAUUUCUCUUAACAUUGGAUUGUUUGUUUUUCCAGCUGUUCUUAACACCUUCUGAAAGCUUCUUUAUAUAAACUGAUUUCUUUACAUAAAACCAUGCACCCUAGGCAAAGCUACGGGCAAGCUUCAAACUUUUUUGGAGUCUGUAUACACCCAAAAGUUGUGCAAUUUAUUUGGUCUUAAUAAAUGUGUUCUUAUUAA
Molecule: messenger RNA, 1711 nt
Organism: Rosa rugosa (rugosa rose)
Lineage: Eukaryota; Viridiplantae; Streptophyta; Magnoliopsida; Rosales; Rosaceae
Product: probable protein phosphatase 2C 68
Exons: 4
Coding region: 244-1392 (382 amino acids)
Biological process (GO): protein dephosphorylation
Molecular function (GO): cation binding; protein serine/threonine phosphatase activity
Source: RefSeq, a predicted model, not a curated record